AUGGACAAAUCAACCGCCACGCCAAUGAGCGACUCACUUGUCCACCGAGGAUCGUGGGGCUCUGUCUCCUCUACCUUUUCCAAUCUCGAAAUGUCUUUCUCCCACGACAGUUGCUAUGGCUCGGACGAAGUCUCAGUCACAUCGAAUGCUGGCCCCCCAGCACAGUCAAGUGCUUCGACCUCCACAACCAAGACGUGUUUACGUCCUUUCUUGAAAUCAAUCCUCAAAAAUUCAACCAGCAGUCUUGAAUCUGACGAUGAAACCGAUUCGGAAUCAGGUUACAGCUCGGAUGGGAUCGACUCUGAUUAUGAUGCUCUUUCCGAUGAUUCCGAUGAAGAGGACGAUGAUAUGUCCGAUUUCUCGGUCUGGGAUGGCGAUGAGACGAUUGGGGAUGUCCCAGAGUCGCAUGAGGAUCACACAGGUUCCUUCGACGAUGCCUUCAUCUCCUUUGAGGAGAACUCGGUUCGCUUUGAUCCGAAUGUGCAGUACAUCGACAGUGCGGAAGUAUCGGAUGAAGAAAGUCCUGAUCACCAGAUGACUUGUCAUGAAAUGAUGAUGCUUGCUCGGGACUCCAACGGGACCCAGACUCUUCUGGAUCAACUCGACCAAAUGGACCUCGACGACUUCGAUCAAAAUGAAGACUCUCACCAUGAGUUCGUUCGCAAAUCCACUAGUCAACCGGAGGAGUUUUCUCGUGAUGCUGUGGACCUGGAUCGCAGUCUCUUCGUUGCUUACAUGAAUGGAAUGCACGGAAUAGCCACUCCGAAGUACCAAACGUACCUUCGGGUACAGGUCGACCACAUUCGCUUGGGCAAGGACACUGAUUUUGUGGAUCCAGAGGGUGCACCUUCAUUGUAUCUCGACUUGGUCUCCAACCAUGUCAUUGGCACCUUCUGCAAUCUCCUUGCUGAAGAUGAGCUGAACGAGUUAAUCACACUCUGCGCCGAAGAGCAAGCUGGCAACCCUAAAAAUCCAAGCUCGUCAAGCUUGGAUUUGGAUCACCACCAAGCACUCCUGAAUAAGAUCGAGCAAUUCCUGCUGGACAGAUUGGCGAAUGGUCGCGUCAACAUUGAUCCUGAUGAGCUUAGCUUCUUCGCUGGUGGCAUUGCACACGAUCUCGGCACCAAAGCUUUGCCUGCACGGAUCUAA
Molecule: messenger RNA, 1149 nt
Organism: Penicillium paradoxum
Lineage: Eukaryota; Fungi; Ascomycota; Eurotiomycetes; Eurotiales; Aspergillaceae
Exons: 1
Coding region: 1-1149 (382 amino acids)
Source: RefSeq, a predicted model, not a curated record